UGAUAAGAUAAAGGAAAAGGAAUAGAUGCCGUAAUUAUGGUGGUGCUCUCUCUCUACCGCGGGAACCUCCACCGUGUUCCCGACGUCCCCCGGCGAUGGCCUAUGCCGCCGCCGGCCAUCUCUCUCCACCACUUCAAGCUCCUCAUAGGCAAGCGAUCACUCGCACUCUCUCGCCUCGCGGCUGCCGAGGUCACGACGCUGGCCGGAACCCUAGACGCGAAGGUGGAAGGGAAGGGAAAGCAAGAACCCACGAGCGACAAUGUAAGCGCCAAACCCGACUCCCUGAAGGCUGAGACUGGUUCCAAUCUCAAUUCCCAGACGCCGGAUUCCGGGCAAAGGAAAGGGGGAGACAUGGAGGAGGGCAAGCGGUUGCAAGAAUCCGAGGGGACCAGCGCUCCAGCCUCAAAUCUUCCGGUCAGUACCGCUGCCACGUUUCGUGGUUCGGCGGUCGGUGGAAGGGGGACUGCUGGUGCGAAGUUGGAGGUAAGCAACAAACUGAACAAUGCUGGUGACAAAGGGGAAAGGAAAAGAGAGUUGGAGAAGAAGUUGCAAGUCUUGAAUGAGAAGAAACACCAUCUUGUGCAAAUGCUGAAGCAGAUUUUAAAUGCAGAAGAAGAAAUAAAACGACGUAGCAUGCAGCCAUCUGUUAUGCUUGCUUCUAUUCCCCUUCAAGCAGAAACUGCUGUUGACAUGGGUUCUGUUACCAGACAAGCUCCCAAGAUUAGUGUAGAUGUAAAUUUCAAUUGUGAUUUAGGUGGGGAAUCAGAUCUUGUGGGUAAUCACAUUACUCAUGCACGGCAAUUGCAUCACUUGCAAAGUACAUCUCCAUUGGCAGCAUCAUUUUCCAGAACUCCAUUUGGCUCUCUACAACAUAACACAGUCCAAACCCCUCGAUCAAGUUUGGCAGCUGUCGGCCUCGGGCAGACGGCAUCUAAUGCAUUGAUGGGUGCUGCCAUGGCUAGUCCUUCCCGCUUUGCUCCUGCUAGUCACCAGGGUCAUGCUCCGAGUAUGCCAUCUAUCUCAUUACCUGGCACCAAUUAUGUGGCAUCUUCACCAUCACCAGCAACAUCUGGAGGUGCGUCCUCCGUCUUCAGAGAUUCUCGCCUCACCCACCCAUGAAAAAAAUAUGACGUCCGUUAUGCGGAUGGUCAGCCAGAUCAUUUAUUAUAUACAGUUUCCAAGCAACCAUCGUGAAGCCUGGUCCUGGUUUUAGGAGUUGUCGUUACCGUCUUUGCCCGUUUUAGAAGUCCUAUUGGCACCAAGGACUUCUGUAUUUUGAACUUAGAUUGAAAUUACUGAGAUGCAAAUAGCACUAAUGGGUUUUCCUUUCUAUGAUUAUGCUGUUCUCGUCCCCCAAAAUUUUAAUUCAUUAUUUGUUGUGGCUUGUUUUCCA
Elaeis guineensis (African oil palm) is the source of this 1393-nucleotide messenger RNA. RefSeq lists its product as uncharacterized. The record is from RefSeq and is a predicted model, not a curated record. Lineage: Eukaryota; Viridiplantae; Streptophyta; Magnoliopsida; Arecales; Arecaceae. Gene Ontology annotation, cellular component: chloroplast.